This is a messenger RNA of Candoia aspera, 4254 nucleotides long. It is a transcript of the gene RIMBP2, whose product is annotated as RIMS binding protein 2. The record is from RefSeq and is a predicted model, not a curated record. Gene Ontology annotation, biological process: neuromuscular synaptic transmission. Gene Ontology annotation, molecular function: protein binding. NCBI's taxonomy places the organism in Eukaryota, Metazoa, Chordata, Lepidosauria, Squamata, Candoiidae. The transcript is spliced from 20 exons. The coding region runs from base 125 to 4207 and encodes 1360 amino acids.
GAAAAACAACUAUGACCAGCUUAGAGAAGUUCUUGCUGUACUAACCAAAGAACAAGAUUUGGCUCUCAAGGGGAAACACCAGCUCCAAGCCAAACUGGAGAACUUAGAGCAAGUCCUAAAGCAUAUGCGAGAGGCUGCUGAAAGGCGUCAACAGCUGGAAUGGGAGCAUGAGCAAGCCUUGGCUGUUCUCAACUCAAAACAGAAGGAGAUUGAACUCUUGCAAAAGGCUCAGGUCCAAGCUAAGAAAGAACAUGAAGGAGCGAUUCAGCUGCUAGAGGCCAAAGUUUGUGAGCUAGAGGAGAAAUGUCGGACGCAGAGUGAGCAGUUCAACCUCCUCUCCAAAGAACUGGAAAGAUUUCGGCAACAAGCUGGGAAGUUUGAUCUACUCGGUAGCAACCUGUUGACUUCCUCAGCUGCUCCUGGCUCUCCUAGCAAAUCUUUAGUCCAGCUGGUGAAUGGAAUUGCCACCUCUUUGGGCCAAGAUCAUGGAAGUCCCUCUGGAAGCUGCUUGAUCUCUGAGUACACACAUCCCCUGCAGCUGUCUGGUGACAAACUAGGACAACUCUCCAGCAAGCCAACUUUCCUGAUCCGCUCACGCUCUGGCAGCCCAAGAUGCAGAUUUGAAUCAGACAUGGAGAAUGAACAGAAUUCUAAUACCUCAAAGCAGAGAUAUUCGGGGAAAGUCCAUCUUUGCAUUGCCCGAUACAGUUACAAUCCGUUUGAUGGGCCAAAUGAAAAUCCUGAAGCGGAACUUCCUCUCGCAGCAGGAAAAUACCUCUACGUGUAUGGAGACAUGGAUGAAGAUGGCUUUUUUGAAGGUGAACUUCUAGAUGGACAAAGAGGCCUGGUUCCAUCCAACUUUGUGGAUUUUGUGCAGGAUGAGUCCCGUUUAUCAAGCGGGUUGGGCAGUGAGCAAGAACAGAAUCUCAUCAAGCACAGCAGUCACGUGGUGGAAGGAGAAGGCCUUCAGGAUAUCAACCUACCAGUCCAGUUAGAGUCUGGCCUCCUCAAUAAUGGUGCAGGAUCCCUGGAUGUGAACAUUGACGAAAUUGGAGAAGACAUUGUGCCUUACCCUAGGAAAAUUACCCUUAUCAAACAAUUAGCCAAAAGUGUUAUUGUGGGCUGGGAAGCCCCAGUUGUGCCACCUGGAUGGGGAACCAUCCACAGCUACAAUGUCCUGGUAGACAAGGACAUACGGAUGACCGUCUCCUUGGGCAGCAGAACUAAAGCACUCCUAGAAAAACUUAACAUUGCUACUUGCACGUACCGAAUAUCCGUUCAAAGCAUAACCAGCAGGGGCAAUUCCGACGAACUGCAGUGCACCUUGUUGGUUGGAAAAGAUGUGAUUGUGGCACCUUCCCUCCUCAAGGUCGACAACAUCACCCAGAUUUCAGCGGAGGUCACCUGGCUUCCCACUAACAGCAAUUACAGCCAUGUGAUCUUCCUCAACGAAGAAGAGUUUGACAUUGUCAGGGCUGCCAGAUACAAGUAUCAGUUUUUUAACUUGAAACCCAAUAUGGCCUACAAGGUCAAAGUUUUGGCCAAGCCCCAUCAGAUGCCCUGGCAGCUCCCUCUGGAGCAACGUGAAAAAAAAGAAGCUUUCAUAGAAUUUUCAACCUUGCCAGCAGGUCCGCCAGCUCCACCUCAAGAUAUUCGAAUUCAAGCUGGUCCAACACCAGGAACUAUCUUGGUUUCUUGGAAGCCACCGGUCCUCACAGCAGCAGGAACUUCGGAGGGAGCCACUGUGACCGGCUACGGUAUUUAUGCAAAAGGUCAAAGGGUGGCAGAAGUGAUUUUUCCAGCCGCAGAGAACACCACGGUGGCGCUAACAAAAAUCCAGAGCCUGGAUGCCAGGGAACUUCUUGUCCGGACAUUGUCUGCCCAAGGGGAGUCCAUGGACCCAUUGAGUGCUGCGAUCCCACCUGACCUACUGAGGCCUCCCACCCCUCACCCUCAGCCAGCUCCCAAAUCUAAGCCAUUAUCAAGUGCCAGUAUCCCAGAUACCAAAGACGAACAUUUGUGCCCGCAUGGGAAAAGGGACGAAUCCUGGGAACAGGCCCAUGCCACCUCUCCUCUCCAUGGGCACUCCUUGGAGCCUCCCAGCUUCCACAGCCCCCUCCAUGGGCGGCGGUCGCCAUCUCCAAAUCGGAUCCUUCCACAGCCGCAAGGCACACCUGUCCCUAACACGGUAGCCAAGGCCAUGGCCCGAGAAGCUGCCCAGCGGGUGGCAGCCGAAAGCAACAGGCUGGAGAGGAGGGGCCUGUUUCCAGAAAGGAGCAACGCGUCUCAGUACGCCAACUCUGAUGAGGAAGAGGAUGGCUACGACUCACCCCGGAUCAAACGGAGGGGUGCUUCAGUGGACGAGUUUUUGAAAGGCUCUGAGCUCGGGAAACAGCCCCACUACUGCCAUGGGGAGGAAUAUCACACCGAAAGCAGCCGGGGUUCUGAUUUGUCUGAUAUUAUGGAAGAAGAUGAGGAGGAAUUGUACUCAGAGAUGCAGCUGGAGGAUGGUGGACGGAGACGAGUUAGUAUAACAUCCCAAAACGCCCUGAAGGAACGUUAUCAGAACCAAACCACUGAAACAGCUUUCUCGGAGCAUCCCAAUUUUGCCCACCACAGUAAAAAGCUUUUCAGUAUCCCUGAAGUAGCUGAAGAGGAUGGCGACUAUUCUGAACUUUUGUACAAGCAGGGCUUAGGGAGGGCCCGCCAAAUCCGAAGCACGAUAGCUAGAGAGGGUAGAUUAAUCAAGAUGUACCGUCAAGAGCAUCCUGCCAAGCCACGGACUUUGGAGGACGCCAAAGAGCAAGGCUGCAGGUCCAGCAGGUCUUCCACUCGGAGCCCAGAUAGCGGCUUGGACUGUGGCAGUGAAGACGAGUCACACUUUACUUCUCCACAGGUGCCUGAGACCCUCGCUGCCCGUAUGGCCCCUGCCUCUUGUCUACAUCAUGAAAGCUGUACAUCAACCUCCAGGCCGCUGUUGGCCCGCCGGAGGACCUUAAUCCGGCAAAGUAGCGUUGAAGAAGACUUUGGAGACCCUGUUCGGCCAUUUCUGGAGUCCCCCAACCAGAAGGGCAAGCCAUCUUGUUAUGAGAGGAAGCAUGAUUCUGGUAGAGCAGAACAUUUGACCCAUGAAGAUAUUCAAGGAGGAUGCAGUAGCCCCUCGAAAGAGAACAAAACGAGGCUAACUUCUCUUCCACAUUCAAGGCAUCCCCCCAGGAAGUCUGAAGGCCCACUGCUCUUAGGUAACCCAGCGUCCUCCAGGCGGCCAGACCGAGGGGAACAGCUAGGUCGAAGAUCAUCUCACAGCACCUCAGGUCCACAAAGGUCACGGCCCAUUCUGGUCCCUUCUAUUGAUGGGUACAGUAGUCGUGACCGUCUGUCUCCAGAGAUUUAUGAAGAAUCAGAAACUGAUCCUGGAGCAGAAGAGAUGUCCGCACGCAUCUUUGUUGCCCUCUUUGAUUAUGACCCACUGACCAUGUCUCCAAAUCCUGAUGCAACAGAAGAACUUCCAUUUAAGGAAGGACAAAUUAUCAAGGUUUAUGGGGACAAAGACGCUGAUGGGUUUUAUCGGGGGGAAACCUGUGCAAGACUGGGCCUUAUUCCUUGCAAUAUGGUUUCCGAAAUUCAGGCUGACGAUCAAGAAAUGAUGGAGCAGCUUCUAAAGCAAGGGUUUCUCCCUCUAAAUACCCCCAUAGAGAAAAUUGAAAGGAGCCGAAGAAGCGGCCGUCCGCCUGGGUCGUCCACAAGAAGAAUGGUUGCAUUAUAUGACUACGAUCCAAGGGAAAGCUCCCCUAAUGUUGAUGUGGAGGCUGAGCUCACAUUUUGCACAGGAGACAUUAUUACUGUCUUUGGAGAAAUUGAUGAAGAUGGUUUUUAUUAUGGGGAACUUAACUGCCAGACGGGUCUUGUUCCUUCAAAUUUUCUUGAAGAAGUGCCUGAUGAUGUGGAAGUCUACUUAUCUGAUGCCCCGUUGCGAUACCCACAAGACGCACCAAUCCGUACAAAAUCAAAAAGGGUUCCUCCUGAGAAUACAGGGGCACCACCAAGGAGCACGCCAACCCCCACGGCCCAUCUCCACUCGGGGUCACCUACGCCAACUGUGGGUUCUGGUAGUCCCAGGAGAGGCAGGGAAUUCUCUUCGAAAAAGAAAAAGGGGCUCCUUUCCAAGGGGAAGAAACUUCUGAAAAGACUGGGUGCCGUGAAAUGAUUUUGCGUUCUUCUGGACAUCCUGUAAAUCUUCAGACUUUUUCCUUU